AGUCAUACCAUCAUCAUCAACAUGGCCGCCUCAGACCAAGAACCCCACGUCAGCGCAGUUCGUCCUCGUUCCUACCAAGACGAGAGCUAUCUGCACGGGUUUCUCGGAACUGUAGGCGACUUACAGAAUGAUGGGGCAUUUCAGGAUGUUGUCCUUGAAGUCGAGGGCCGGCGGUUUCCCUGCCAUCGGCUUGUUCUGUCCGCGGCCAGCCCCUACUUCAGGGCCAUGUUUACAAGUGACAUGGCGGAAAGUCGUCAGAAGACGGUUGUUUUACAGGGUUUGGAUGCAGACAUGUUUGUGGAGAUCCUGAGUUACAUCUACUCAGGAACCCUCCAUGUGUCCCUGGACAAAGUGCAGCCCCUGUACCAGGCAGCCGACCUCCUCCAACUGGACUAUGUGAGAGACACCUGCAGCAGCUACAUGGCCAUGAACGUGGAGUGCUCCACCUGUGUGGACCUGUACAAGUUUGCUGAGGUCUUCUCUGUGGACAUAGUCAGAAACCGUUGUCUGCAGUUGAUCAAUAGGCACUUUGUGGAGGUUUCCUCUAGAGAAGAGUUCUGCAGCCUCAAUGUGAAUCAGCUGACUGAGAUCAUCAGCCAUGAUGAGCUGGAAGUUAAAGAGGAGACAACAGUGUGGGAGGCUGUGGUGAGAUGGGUGCAGCACAGCAGGGAGGACAGAAUACAUCACUUACCCAGCAUCCUCCCUCACAUCCGCUUCAACCUGCUGACCCCAGACGACACGGCGGCCAUCUUGGAACACCCAUUGGUUAGAGAGGAUCCUGGGAGUUCUGAGGUCAUCAGGGAUGCGGUACAGAAAGGGGACCCCAACCUGAAGCCGAGGCUUGGGCAUACCAUGGAGAUGGCUCUUCUGUUCAAUGUAGAGCGCGGUUCAAACGAGAUCCUCUUCAUGAACCCACUGGGAGGGUACAUCAGCUGCAGGUACAAGCCUGAAGACCUUCCUCUCGUGCAAAACGUGACAGUCACAAGUGAUAACGACAUCUACAUCCUGACUAAUAAGCGAGAGAAUGAGGAUCAGUUGUCUAUGUUUAAGUACAACCAUGCGAAGAAUGUGUGGGAAGAUGCUGGUAUGUCCUCAGUAUCUAAGUGGUUGAGGCUUGAAAAAGAUUUGAAAUACUACAAUAACCACCUUCUUGAAGUUGAUGGGAUUUUAUACUUUCUUGCUGUCGAUGAAAACGCGUCCGUCCUAUGGAUGAGAAAGUACAACCAGCACACUGACCAGUGGCAGGAGUGUUCACGAGAACUUGACAGUGCUACAUUCUACUGCUAUGUAGCAUUGUCCUGUGGCUCAUACCUCUACAUCCUCACAAGCAAGGAAGUGCAUCGCUACGACCCGAGCCAGGACCGUUGGGGCAAGAGGACCUCACCAGGGGACUUUCCUGAACUCUGUACAGCAGUUGCCAUGGGAACAGAGAUUUUCUGCACAGACAUGGACUUAACUCAGUCUUGGGUGUACGACACAGAGUCAGACCAAUGGCAGACACUGCAAAGCUGGCCAAACCCAGGAAACUUUGAUAUUGAUGAUAUUCCCCAGCUUUAUGUACUGGAAAACCAGCUGCACCUACUGGUCAGCAUCUGUUUAUAUAGUGACUCCCAGGAAGUAUACAGAAAUUUGAUAUUUGUGUAUGACAGGUCUGCUGAUGUCUGGAUGAGCUUGAGGACAACCCUGCCUGAUACGGAGUAUUUUGCGCAUGGUCCUUAUUUCCCUGUGGCACGUAUAUACCUACCACAUCUUAAGGAGGCAUAAAAACACAUAAUUCCUUUCGCUUUUUGUCGUUACUGUGCAGGUUAACGAAUAGAGUGCCCGGCUGGGCUGCUCAACAACAUUUUGUUUAGAUCUCGGGUUUUCCUGAAUGUCUCAACAAUGGGAAUUGUGUCGUACUGCUAGAUUUAAUACUUAGGUGGAAAUAUUACAGAAAUGCUUCCAUCGUUUUUCUUAAAGACCUUUUCCCACUUCUCAUAAUAAAAUGCGACAGGGUUCCGGAUAUGGAUGUUGAUGUUACCACCGUUGCCCAGGGUGCGAAACAAGGGUGAAAACAGCUAAAACCUUCAGUACGACGGCGGCAAAGCAUAUUAACUAAUGAUUUGUCUAGCAUAUAUAGUUCCAGUGCACGGGGCAUGGUAAAACUCACUUUCUGACAUCAAAGAACAAAGGCUGCAGACGAAACGCAAGUCGUGAACCAUGAGAUCACGGGGCGAAACCAACUAACAGCCACAGUGGUGACGGGCUUGCUAGUUUAUACUUCUGACCACAAAAAUUGGAAAAUUCUCAGCCCUAAUAAUAGUUGUACUAUAUUUCCGGACAAAUCAUUAGUUUAGAUGCUUUGCCGCCCUCGUAUUGCAGGUUUUAGCUGGUUUCACCUUGGUUUCGCACCCUGGGCAACGGUUGUAACAUCCCAGUCAACAACCAUAUCCGGAACCCUGUCGCAUUGUAUUAUGGGAAGUGUGAAAAAGGUCUAAAUCUAACAACAGAAACAAGUUAUAUGGGAGUCCCAGUGAAUUAUAUAGGAUGGUACCAGACUGAGACUAUCUAUAAACAUAUAUCGAACAUUUACCAUUAUUUCACAUUCUAAUUGUAUUUUAGAUACACUUUUCUGUGGUGCCAUUACCAUUGUACGAAAUGUUUAGGUUUAUCAUGUGACAGGUAAGUUAUUUGCUGUUAACGUUUGUCUACGAAGCAAUUUGUAAAGUUACGCACAUCACAGUAUAUACAUAAGGGCUCGAAAUACUUUUUUCUGCAUACCUGCACUGGUGCAGGUAGCAUUGAAAAUUACCUGUACCAGACAAAUUUUACCUGCACCACUCUGAAUUUAGGAAGUAUGGAUCAUACUAAUAUUGUUCAGGAAUCAUUGCUAUUUUUUUCUUUUAUACUUUAUAGGUGGUAACAGUUAAUAACCAUCCAUAACCACCUACAGUAUAGGACAUCUAUAAAUAAAACCCAGUACAUGGAAUUGUGCAGGUUAGGUGCAGGUAGACACCAGAAAUACCUGCACAGCUCCAAUUUUACUGCACUAACCUGCAUAUGAAGGUGUUAUUUCGAGCCCUGUACAUGUAUUUCCUGAUAUACUGGUUAAUUCCAGAAUAAUGCCUUUUGUAUCAUUUUUUAGCAAUAAAUAUUUACUG
This is a messenger RNA of Branchiostoma floridae (Florida lancelet), 3140 nucleotides long. Its product is annotated as kelch repeat and BTB domain-containing protein 2-like. NCBI's taxonomy places the organism in Eukaryota, Metazoa, Chordata, Leptocardii, Amphioxiformes, Branchiostomatidae. The transcript is spliced from 5 exons. The coding region runs from base 22 to 1764 and encodes 580 amino acids. The record is from RefSeq and is a predicted model, not a curated record. Gene Ontology annotation, molecular function: protein binding.